This is a messenger RNA of Triplophysa rosa, 2730 nucleotides long. RefSeq names its product exostosin glycosyltransferase 2 (gene ext2). Gene Ontology annotation, molecular function: glycosyltransferase activity. Bases 187 to 2346 code for a protein of 719 amino acids. The record is from RefSeq and is a predicted model, not a curated record. Gene Ontology annotation, cellular component: membrane. The transcript has 15 exons. NCBI's taxonomy places the organism in Eukaryota, Metazoa, Chordata, Actinopteri, Cypriniformes, Nemacheilidae.
GUUCGCUUCUUUCCUGUCAGCUGUUCUUUCCCUCAUAGCACAGGGAAUGUGUUAUGGGAAAAUAAACACAAGUUAUAUUGGUCGCAUUUAAUAUUUUAACCACACUGGUUCAACUAAUGUUAUUAUGAAUUAGGCGUGGUGAAACCUGGAGACAGUGAAGUGGCUUUGGCUCUGGACGGGCUCAUCAUGUGUGCUUCAGGAAAGUAUAGCUCCAGGGGCCCUGCACUCAUACCUCGAAUGAAGACUAAGCACCGGAUCUAUUACAUCACCCUCUUCUCUGUGGUCUUACUGGGGUUGAUCGCAACUGGAAUGUUCCAGUUUUGGCCUCACUCCAUUGAGUCCUCAGCAGAAUGGAGUCUGGACCGUCGCAGUGUGCAUGAUGCUCCCUUGGUCAGGAUACCUGUGAGCAGCCCUAUUCCCGAGAGGGGUGACCUGAGCUGCCGAAUGCACACUUGCUUCGAUGUGUAUCGCUGUGGGUAUAAUCCGAAGAACAAAAUCAAGGUUUACAUCUAUCCUCUUCAGAGAUUUGUGGAUGAUGUUGGAGUCCCCAUCAGCAGCACCGGGCUGUCUCGAGAAUACAAUGACUUGCUGAGCGCCAUCUCAGACAGUGACUUCUACACUGAUGAUGUGUCCAGAGCCUGUCUCUUCAUACCAUCUAUUGAUGUGCUGAAUCAGAACUCUCUGCGGAUUCGUGAGACGGCUCAGGCUCUGGCCAUGCUGCCGAGAUGGGACAAAGGUAUGAACCACCUGCUCUUCAACAUGCUACCUGGAGGACCACCUGACUACAACACAGCUCUGGAUGUCCCCAGAGACAGAGCUCUGCUGGCUGGGGGAGGAUUCUCCACGUGGACGUACAGGCAGGGUUAUGAUGUCAGCAUCCCUGUCUACAGUCCCCUGUCUGCUGAAGUGGACCUUCCUGAGAGACAACCCGGGCCUAGGCGCUAUUUCAUUCUGUCAUCCCAGACGGCCAUCCAUCGGGAAUACCGUGUGGAACUGGAGAGGCUGAAGGAGGAGAAUGGGGAGGCCGUGCUCCUCCUGGACAAAUGCACUAAUCUUUCUCAGGGAUUGGCUUCGAUUAGAAAGCGCUGCUAUAAGGGCCAGGUCUACGACUACCCACAAAUCCUACAGGAGUCAUCGUUCUGUGUGGUUCUGCGCGGGGCCCGGCUCGGCCAGGCCACUUUAAGUGAUGUGCUGCAGGCUGGAUGCGUCCCUGUUAUCAUGGCUGAUUCUUACAUUCUUCCUUUCUCUGAAGUGCUGGACUGGAAAAGGGCAUCGGUUGUCAUUCCGGAGGAGAAGUUGCCAGAGAUGUACACAAUUUUAAAGAGCAUCCCUCACAGACAGGUCGAGGAGAUGCAGAGACAGGCCCGCUGGUUCUGGGAAGCCUAUUUCAGCUCCAUGAAGGCUAUUGGCAUGACUACUCUCCAGAUUAUUAAUGAUCGCAUCUACCCGUACGCAGCUCGCACCUAUGAAGAGUGGAACAAUCCUCCUAUUGUUAAAUGGUCGAGUGUGAACAGCCCACUCUUCCUUCCUCUCAUACCACCACGCUCGCCCGGCUUCACGGCUGUGGUAUUGACCUACGAUCGAAUCGAAAGCCUCUUCAGGGUCAUCACAGAGAUCUCCAAGGUGCCUAGUUUGGCUAAGCUACUGGUGGUGUGGAACAACCAGAACAAGAGCCCUCCCGAGGAGUUGCUCUGGCCCAAAGUUGCAGUGCCUCUUAAAGUGGUCCGUACGAAAGAAAACAAACUCAGCAACCGCUUCUUCCCGUUUGAUGAGAUCGAGACAGAAGCUGUGCUGGCCAUUGAUGAUGACAUCAUUAUGUUGACCUCAGAUGAGCUGCAGUUUGGAUAUGAGGUAUGGCGUGAGUUCCCGGACAGACUGGUUGGAUAUCCAGGGAGGCUCCACUUGUGGGACCAUGAGAUGGGCAAGUGGAAAUAUGAGUCUGAAUGGACCAAUGAAGUGUCAAUGGUGUUGACUGGAGCUGCGUUUUACCAUAAGUACUUCAACUAUCUCUACACAUAUAAGAUGCCUGGAGACAUCAAGAACUGGGUGGAUGCUCAUAUGAACUGUGAGGAUAUCGCCAUGAAUUUUCUUGUGGCCAACAUCACUGGAAAAGCCCCAAUAAAGGUUACUCCUCGUAAGAAAUUCAAGUGCCCGGAGUGCACAGCGAUUGAUGGCUUGUCCCUAGACCAGACACACAUGGUGGAGAGGUCUGAGUGCAUAAACAAGUUCGCCUCUGUGUUCGGCACCAUGCCCCUGAAGGUGGUCGAACACCGCGCUGAUCCCGUACUCUAUAAAGACGACUUCCCUGAGAAACUCAAAAGUUUCCCCAACAUUGGCAGUCUGUGACACUACCACAGCUCUUUUCCCAUCACUUCCAUCUUUCAGAUCAGACUGUAGGCUGUCCAGCGUUUCUGGUUCCAUAUUUGCAGGAGUGCUGCUCGGCUGAUGGUGCGAUGGGACCUGACGUACUGUAUAACUUAUUUUGUUUCCUUUUUGAGGACAGAACUGGAGGAUAUGCAGUGAGGCGGUUGUUGGAUUACAGGGAGGACAGAUCUGAUCUUGGGUCUGUCUGUUGAUCACAAUGAAAAACAUGUUUUUAUGAAUGACACUAUAAAGUAUAUGUGUGAGGAAAGGGACAGUAGAGGUAAUCUAGCCGUGUGAUGUAUAGAUGAACUUGUUUUAAGAAAAUGCAUCAGACUAAACAUUGAACCACGUAUUUGAUGUGCGAAU